GAGCGAGAGAGAAGUGCGCCUGAGGUUUUCCUUGGCGGAAAGUUCUGAAAUAAAUUGCGCGCGGCGUCGCAGUGCAACGCCAGACGCACCGGACCGAUCGUCUUGUCUGAUACGAAAUUUCCGCAAUUGUUGGCUUUUCGUUCGCCCGAUAAAAUAGUUAUUGUCGCGUGGCCGCUAAUUAGUUGUAACAUUGAACUCGAAUUCGGAGAGAGAGCUUGGCAGCGUGCAGGUCCGAGGCUAGUGCUUCAUUUUCGACUAUUUAUAACGCCAGGUGAUUGAUCAUUCGAACACGAGACUCGUAUGCGCUUUGCUUCGGCAGGCCUUGCAUCGAUUCUUCAUUUUUUGCAGCUAUAGUGAUUUUAAUGAUUUUGAUCGUGACAAGAGUGCUCGCAAUUUGCAAUAUUGACGUGUAUUAUUUGCUUCUCAAAAUGUUUUUGUUUUCGAAUGUGAUUUUAAUGAGUGCAGAUAUUCACAAACGAUAAUCCUUCUACAAUCGAUAAAUCACUAAACAAAGAGAAAGGAAUUUAAAUAAAAUUUGAUAAUAAUCGAAUAAUCGAUAAGUAAAAUCGCUUUCAAGCGUAUCAGUUGGAAGCAUUAAAACUGAACUGAACAAGAAUUGAAAUGAGUUUUAAUUUAAAAAAUCGGAAUACUUUGCUUAUUUUCUAAUUGUUUCGCCAAGUAACAUGAAAAUGAAGCAUGCGAUCGGUAUAUACUUGGCAAUAAAGUGACAUUCAUUGUUUAGAAAUAUGGCAACCCAGAAAGUAAGCUCCGAAAUUUUAUCUGAAAAGGACGUGGUAUUGCAGAGUGUGAAAGAAGGCAACAAUGCAGUAUCGAAAUUUGUCUUCAAGUAUCCACCGCACAUGCGCAAAAAGUGCAGCGACAGAACACUCAAGUACGACGAAGACGGCGAUUUGAUUUUGGAACGUCGCGAGGAGGGAAGCAUCUCGAUCGAACACAGCACGUGCACGGAAUUGAAACUGGUCGGCUUGCAAAUCUGGCGCGGAGCUUUAUUGCUCGGCGAUUACAUUCUAUCGCAGCCGGAACUAUUCCAAAAUAAAGUCGUGCUCGAGCUGGGAUCCGGAGUCGGCUUCGACACUAUUAUCGCUGGCAUGAUCGCCAAGGAAGUCAUUUGCACGGAUGUGGAUCUCGGCGGUAUACUCAAACUAAUAGAGAAGAACAUCGAAAGUAACAAAUCUUGCAUCAAGUGCAAAACAUGCGUGACCGAGUUGAACUUCCUGGACGAUAGUUGGAAUCCUACGAUUAUGGACAAAGUCAAAUCCAUCGACGUGAUUAUGGCAGCCGAUGUGAUAUACGACGAUAAGAUAACAGCCGGAUUCGUGUCGACUUUGGCGCGGCUGUUGAAUUCGACGGACGCGCGACAUCGCGUGGCAUACGUGGCUCUCGAGAAGAGAUACGUGUUCACGAUCGCUGACCUCGAUGCAGUGGCACCUAUGUACGAGGAGUUCCUCAGGUGCAUCGAUCGAGCGGCGCUUGAUUGGAAAAUCGAGGAGCUGAAAUUGGACUUUCCACAGUACUUCAAGUACGACAGGUUAAAACAGUUGGCCUUGUUGAAGAUUGAAAAGCGUUCGUGAUAUGUAUUAACAUUUCCUUUUUACGAAAAUUCACAUUAUUACGCUUAAAAUUCAAUUAUUUUUUAUAUAGUUCUUAUCAGUAUUUCAUUUAGUACAAAAACGUAAAGUUUUAGGAAAAAGUUUCGUUAACAUUUGCAUUAGGAACAAUAUCGAAUAGUUAGAUACUUAAUGUAAUUAAAUAUUAAUAUUUAAGUAACAUCGACUUCGACAUAAACUUCCUUUGAGCUAAAAAAAUGGGGUAAGGAAAGCUACAUUUAAAUUUAGAAUCUGAAAAUAUCGCAGAUAGCACAGGUUAUUCUUGUAUAUCUUCGAAUGUCAAAGAAACAUUUAUCUUUGUACAUAAUUACUAGUAUUAUGU
Messenger RNA from Phymastichus coffea, 1950 nucleotides. RefSeq names its product methyltransferase-like protein 22. Lineage: Eukaryota; Metazoa; Arthropoda; Insecta; Hymenoptera; Eulophidae. The record is from RefSeq and is a predicted model, not a curated record. The coding region runs from base 747 to 1592 and encodes 281 amino acids. The transcript has 5 exons. Gene Ontology annotation, cellular component: nucleus. Gene Ontology annotation, biological process: protein methylation. Gene Ontology annotation, molecular function: protein methyltransferase activity.